AUGGAUAUCUCUGUUCGAAGCCCUUAUCUGAAAUGGAUUUGUUCUGUUUCUCAGAGGGAAACACAAACUUGGAGAAUAUUUGGGAGAAAUAAGAUUCGUGUCCUGUAUGUGCCUAAAUCUGUAGAUGAGAUACUCCUAAUUGCAAUGACUGGAGAACAGGGGAAUAUGCACAACUAUUACGGCACCCCAAAGCCUCCAGCAGAACCAGCUCCGUUAUUGUUAAAUGUAACAGAUCAGAUCCUUCCAGGGGCCACUCCUGGCGCUGAAGGCAAGCGCAAGAGGAAUAAGUCUGUGAGCAAUAUGGAGAAGACAAGUAUUGAACCACCAGAGGAAGAAGAAGAAGAAAGACCCGUAGUCAACGGAGAUGACAUGACAGUAACACCAGAAUCAAGUGAACAUGAAGAAAAGAGUACAGGUGUCUCAGCGGAGGUAUCUUCCACCCAACCUUGUCCUGCACCAGGAUAUACUCAGCCUGAAGAAGCAAAGGAGGACAUGGAUGUAACAAAGCAGACAAAACCUGAAGAGAACGAUGACUUGGGCCCAUUGCCUGAUAAUUGGGAAAUGGCUUAUACAGAAAAAGGAGAAGUCUACUUUAUUGAGUGA
Molecule: messenger RNA, 603 nt
Organism: Tinamus guttatus (white-throated tinamou)
Lineage: Eukaryota; Metazoa; Chordata; Aves; Tinamiformes; Tinamidae
Source: RefSeq, a predicted model, not a curated record